Molecule: messenger RNA, 1292 nt
Organism: Panicum hallii
Lineage: Eukaryota; Viridiplantae; Streptophyta; Magnoliopsida; Poales; Poaceae
Exons: 5
Coding region: 125-991 (288 amino acids)
Source: RefSeq, a predicted model, not a curated record
GCUGCCGCUGCUCCAGCUCCACUCCACCUCACGAGUCUCACACCUCCCCCUCCCUUUUUAGAGAGAGAGAGAGCAACGACGCGCCUAGAGAGAGAAAGAGGAGCAGCGCGAGCGGGAGGAGGAGAUGGAGCGGGCGGCGCCGGUGAGGAGCUCCCACACCUCCACGGCCGACCUGCUCGCGUGGCCGCAGCCCCAGGGCCAGGGCCCCGCCCCCGCCACGCCGUCGCCGCCGCGCCGCCCUGGCCAGCCGUCGGAGGCGAUCAGGAAGGUGGUCUUCGGGGGCCAGGUCACCGAGGAGGAGGCCGACAGCCUCACCAAGAGGAAGCCGUGCUCCGCGCCCAAGUGGAAGGAGAUGACUGGAAGCGGCAUCUUCGCGGCCGGGAGCAAUGGCGACGCUGGGGAGGCCGUGGCCGCCGCGAAGCCCGCGCGGACUGCCCCGCGCCAGGCAAUCAGUACUGUAAGUCACAUCUCGUUCGCUGAGGAUGGAACUGAUCCUCCCAAAAAGCCAACUUCGGUAGCUGAGGUGGCAAAGCAGCGUGAACUUAGUGGCACUCUUCAAAGUGAGGUGGACAGUAAGAUGAAGAAGCAGAUAUCAAAUGCAAAAUCCAAGGAGCUCAGCGGCCACGACAUCUUUUCUGAUACUCAGGAAUCCAGGUCUAACAGGGCAAGGAACUCAUCAAAUGGCAGCUCUGCCUCUAACACACCUGUUAAAAAUGCAAACGCGAGCACCUUCUCAUUUGGAGAGGCUAACAUUGACAGCGCGCCAAAGACAGCAAAGAAGAUAACUGGCAAGAAGGUCAACGACCUCUCUGGCAAUGACAUUUUCAAGGGAGACGCGCCGCCAGCUUCCGCUGAGAAGCAUCUGAGCACUGCAAAGCUGAAGGAGAUAACUGGAAGCAAUAUUUUUGCAGAUGGGAAGGAACCAACCCGCGAGCGCACAGGUGGAAACCGCAAGCCUCCUGGCGGCGAGAGCAGCAUUGCGCUGGUUUAACAUCCUGAACUGGAAUGGGGACGGACCUUGCCUUAAUCCAUGCUUAUCCCUGUAGAAGUUCGCCCGCGAUGUGACAGGCUGUUUGACCGUCAGUUUGAUGUGUUGUUUCCGAUCGUGGUGCGGCAGUGAGCAACCCCAUUUUUAGUCCUGAUGAUGGUCUAGUUUAACUUUGGUGUGUGCAUGUUUGGUUUGGUUGUGAGAUACCCAUGCCGUUCUAUCGUCAGUGCGUAGCGUGUGUACGGUGGAUAUGUUUUGACAAAUAAUAACAUGAGUCUGAACCAAGCUCACAUCUCGCACAUAA